Molecule: messenger RNA, 834 nt
Organism: Melitaea cinxia (Glanville fritillary)
Lineage: Eukaryota; Metazoa; Arthropoda; Insecta; Lepidoptera; Nymphalidae
Product: ommochrome-binding protein-like
Exons: 1
Coding region: 1-834 (277 amino acids)
Molecular function (GO): protein binding
Source: RefSeq, a predicted model, not a curated record
AUGUCGAUGUGUAAGUUUUACGCUGUGAUGGCGCUCUAUCCUGUAAUUAUUUACUGUAAAGAAGUUCUAAACUCAAACAAAAUCUGCGAUCAACUUUCCGAAAAUUUAAACGCCCGCUGCUACAUCAAAGAAAAUUUGGCCUCGCUGGUUCACAGUCCGAACCAAUUAGCCUUCCACUCGGUAACUAAUACGCUUUACUUUGGCUUUGACUCAGGCUUGGGGGAGUAUCUACCAGCUGUAUACAACAUUGACACUAAAAAGCUGACUGUUUUAAAAGGAGUUAAGGAUGCUUUUGCCAUGGCCAGCGAUGCGAACGAAGUUUACUUUGGCGGUAGUUACGGCAUUUAUAGAUACAAUCCAGUUUUAAAGAGACUCAAGAGACUCGGUGUUAGUAAUUUAGACAUCUGGUGGAUUCAAGCGAACGCGAAGAUCUAUUUCAUUAAGUUCCCAAGCCUCAGAUUGUAUUACUAUGAAAAUCGACAAAUCAAGCCAGUUCCGCAGUUGCGAAAUUCAACUAUCAACCAAUUUGUGUUCGAUUCUGAUAACAAUAUUUUUUUCAUUAACAGUACAGGCUUGUUCGGUGUUAAAAAUUGUUCUAAUAAUGUAAUACUUAUUAAAGAUAAUCCAAAAUUUCAUGGUAUCGCUGUUGAUACUUCUGGUCAUGUAUACCUUUGCAGCGAUGAUGGAGUCUAUGUUAUUGGUAAAAUGUUGCAAAAAGUAAAACUUGUUUAUAAUUUAAGUGGUGUUUUAGGUAUGACUUUUGAUAAAGAUAAUAAUCUUAUCUAUUCUGAUUCUCAUGAUAUAAUUCGACUAAAACCUGUUUCAAGUCAAUAA